This is a messenger RNA of Propithecus coquereli (Coquerel's sifaka), 588 nucleotides long. RefSeq lists its product as uncharacterized. Bases 1 to 588 code for a protein of 195 amino acids. Lineage: Eukaryota; Metazoa; Chordata; Mammalia; Primates; Indriidae. The record is from RefSeq and is a predicted model, not a curated record. The transcript has 5 exons.
AUGCGUGCCUACGUUUUGAUUGGCGUUCAGAGAAGUCUACUGUGUAAUGCUUUUACCAAUUUUCUUCUCAGGCAGGAUCUGGUGAUUUUGAAGAGAAACCUGAACAGCGAAGAUGAAAGCCCCUGCUUCCUCUACCUGAGGUGUGACCCUAACGGAGGUGAAGAAAUCGUUUCUGUUGGUAUUCUCAGUUCUGCAAGAAAUAUGGAAGUAUACUUAGGAGAGGAGUACUGUGGAACCAGUUGGGGCAAGAAUGUUGGUACUGUCCUGGAUGACAGUGAAAACAAAAUUAUUUUCUACAAAAAAUAUUUAAAAUUGGAGUCCUCGACUCAUGCAUGUAAAAUAAAGUUGCUGUCCUUUGGUGAAAAGGAGUAUGUGUUCAUCAGUAAAGUUGUGGUACACAUGAGACCGAUUUCAGCCAAUUCUUCAACAAGCUCUCCAGCUCUGGGAUCAAGGAUAGACCUAGACAGGGUUCAAGCCAUUAUGGAGUCCAUGGGGUCAAAGUUAUCACCUGGAGCUCAGAAACUGAUGAAUAUGGUUAGGUUUCAACAGCUGCAAGUAUUAAGUACCUUCACAGUGAACGAGGUUUGA